AUGGAUGGAGUAGGGAUACCUAGUUCCAUGUAUGGGGAUCCCCAUGCUGCUCGAUCCAUGCAGCCCGUUCACCAUCUGAACCACGGUCCACCUCUGCACUCCCACCAAUACCCGCACACGGCCCACACCAACGCUAUGCCCCCCAGCAUGGGCUCUUCAGUCAAUGACGCUCUGAAGAGAGAUAAAGAUUCCAUUUAUGGACACCCCCUGUUCCCUCUGUUAGCACUGAUUUUUGAAAAAUGUGAACUAGCUACUUGUACCCCCCGAGAACCUGGAGUAGCAGGCGGUGAUGUGUGCUCCUCUGAGUCUUUCAAUGAAGACAUUGCAGUGUUCGCCAAACAGAUUCGUGCAGAAAAACCCCUGUUUUCCUCAAACCCGGAAUUGGACAAUUUGAUGAUCCAAGCUAUCCAAGUAUUACGAUUUCAUCUGCUGGAGUUAGAAAAGGUACACGAACUCUGCGACAAUUUCUGCCAUCGGUAUAUUAGCUGUUUGAAAGGGAAGAUGCCCAUAGACCUGGUGAUAGAGGACAGGGAAGGGGGAUCCAAGUCGGACAGCGAAGACAUGACCAGAUCGGCCACCCUCACAGACCAGGUAAGCCGAUCGGCAGAUCUCGAUCGUUUAUGGUUUCUUUUGUAUUUCUUUUGGGUCAUGUGA
This is a messenger RNA of Staurois parvus, 654 nucleotides long. NCBI's taxonomy places the organism in Eukaryota, Metazoa, Chordata, Amphibia, Anura, Ranidae. The record is from the annotation of a GenBank genome assembly.